CGCAAUAUCGGAAUCACGAGAGUCAACUGCUUGCCUCUCUGCCUUUCGCACGCACGCACGAAAGCACGCACGCACGCACGCCACCUCGCCCGACCACUGCCUCACGAUACCCUCCUCCAACCCUUCCCAACAACCAUUGCGCGACCAUGUUUCGCACCUCAACCCGCCAGCUGGCGCGCUGCUCGAGGCUGCCACUAAGGCCAUUAGCAAGACCAGCAGUUCGGGCUGCCCGCUUCCCCCAAACAGCACCGGCCGCGACCCUCCUCUCCACUCGAUACAACUCGACCAACUCACCGAGACCCGAUGGCGAGAACGAACCACCGAACCAGCCGCCGAAAAAACAGGAUGACGCAGGGAAAUCAAACCAGCCGACGCCCCCGCCCCGGCGGGAGCCGCCUCCAGGAUUUGUCCGCCUGACCCAGGAGGAAUACGCCGAGCUCACCUCCAUCUUGGCACUCCUUCCCUCAAAGCAGCAAAGGGCUGAGCUAGAGGACAUCUUCAAGGACGCUACAGAGGUCGGCGUGCCAGUGGAGCUCCGGGAUAUCCUGCGGUCCAAGAUGAAUGGCCAGCUCACCAUGAGGGACGCUUUGAGAAUCCCCAGGAUAGCGUACCAGAUUGCCUCCAAGAUCGAUGCGUAUGAGAGAUCACAGAAAGGCAACGUACCGGACUUCACCUCGAACAAGCCUGGGGAGGACAAGGAGGCGGGCCAGGACCGGCAGCAAGGGACGGAAGGGGAGCAACAUCAACAACAACACCAGCAGCAGCAGCAGCGACAACAACAACAACAGCAAUCCGGAAACCAGCAGGGGCAGAAGAAGCAAGGGGGCGGCAAGCAGCAACCACCCCGCCGCUUCGACGGGUCUGACGCGCUGACCUGGGCCAUCAGCGCGGCCCUGCUCUACCCCUUUUACUCCAUGUUCUUCUCCUCCGAGACAUCUCGCGAGAUCACUUGGCAAGAGUUGCGCAAGAAUUUCCUGGACAGGGGCUUGGUCCAGAAGCUCGUGGUAGCCGACAAGCGGGUGCGGGUUGAGCUCAACCGCGACGCUGUCCGGGCUAUGUAUCCCGACUCCCAGGCAGCGAACCCGAACUUUGUCUACUACUUCUCCAUCGGCUCUGUCGACGCCUUCGAGAGGCGAUUGGACGAGGCCCAGAACGAGCUCGGCAUUCCGCCCAACGAGAGGAUACCGGUGAGCUACGCCCAAGAGGGCAUGGCCGCCAACCUCAUCAUGGCGUUCGGCCCGACCAUCAUGAUUGUCGGCUUGCUCGCCUGGCUCUCGCGCCGGGCCGGCACCAUGGGCGGAGGUUCCAGCGGCAUGUUCGGAUUCGGCAAGAGCAGGGCCAAGAUGUUCAACCACGACGCCGCCGUCAAGGUCAAGUUCUCCGACGUGGCGGGCAUGGACGAGGCCAAGACCGAGAUCAUGGAGUUUGUCAGCUUCUUGAGGACGCCCGAGCGGUUCCAGCGGCUCGGCGCCAAGAUCCCCCGCGGCGCCAUCCUCUCAGGUCCUCCCGGCACCGGCAAGACGUUGCUAGCCAAGGCGACAGCGGGCGAGUCGCAGGUGCCCUUCUACACCGUGAGCGGCUCCGAGUUUGUCGAGAUGUUUGUCGGUGUCGGUGCGUCCCGCGUCCGAGACCUCUUUGCCACGGCGCGCAAGAACGCGCCCUGCAUCAUCUUCAUUGACGAGAUUGACGCCAUCGGCAAGUCCCGCUCCGAGGGCGGCGGCUUCCGGGGCGGCGGCAACGACGAGCGCGAGGCCACGCUGAACCAGAUCCUCACGGAAAUGGAUGGUUUCAACACCACGGAGCAGGUCGUCGUCCUUGCCGGCACCAACAGGCCCGACAUUCUUGACAAGGCGCUGAUGCGGCCCGGGCGCUUCGAUAGGCACAUUCACAUCGACAGGCCGACCAUGAAGGGCCGCAAGGAUAUCUUCAAGGUGCACCUGCAGAAGGUCCUUACCAAGGAGGACAUGGACUACCUCACCGGGCGCCUCGCUGCCCUGACCCCUGGCUUCGCCGGCGCUGACAUUGCCAACGCCGUGAACGAGGCCGCGCUUAUCGCUGCCAGGGCCAAUGCGUCCAGCGUCGAAAUGAUCCACUUCGAGCAGGCCAUCGAGCGCGUCGUUGGCGGUCUCGAGCGCAAGUCGCUGGUGCUCAGCCCGGAGGAGAAGCGCACGGUGGCGUACCACGAGGCCGGGCACGCCAUCUGCGGCUGGUACUUCCGGUGGGCCGACCCGCUGCUCAAGGUGUCUAUCAUCCCGCGCGGGCAGGGGGCGCUGGGGUACGCGCAGUACCUCCCCUCGAGCGACGCGUACCUGAUGAACACCAACCAGCUGAUGGACCGCAUGGCCAUGACGCUGGGUGGGCGCGUGUCGGAGGAGCUCCACUUCCCGACCGUCACGACGGGCGCGAGUGACGACUUCAAGAAGGUGACGCGCAUGGCCACCACCAUGGUGACGCAGUGGGGCAUGUCGGAGAAGCUGGGCCCGCUGCACUACGAGAACGACCAGAACCAGCUGCACAAGCCGUUUGCCGAGGCGACGGCCCAGGCCAUCGACGCCGAGGUGCGCCGCAUCGUCGACCAGGCGUACAAGCAGUGCAAGGACCUGCUGGUGGCCAAGAAGAAGGAGAUUGGCAUCGUGGCCGAGGAGCUGCUGCGCAAGGAGAUGCUGACGCGCGACGACCUCGUCCGCCUGCUGGGACCCCGCGAGUGGCCGGAGAAGGAGGAGUUUUCCAAGUUCUUUGACAACCGCCACGGCGAGAAGAGCGCCCCGCCGCCGUUCCCUACGGAGAACACGGACGAGUCGUCGACGCUGUUGGACGAGGACAAGAAGACGCCACCGACCGAGGGCGAGAGGUGAGACGACCGCGUGGUUUGAUCGCGAGAAUGCGAUAGGAGAAGAAGGAAAGAAAGACGUGGGGGGCAGAGAGGGCGGGGAAAAAAAAGGGGGGGGAGAGAAGAAGAGAAUAAGGAUAGAUGGGA
This is a messenger RNA of Thermothelomyces thermophilus ATCC 42464, 2977 nucleotides long. RefSeq lists its product as uncharacterized. Gene Ontology annotation, biological process: mitochondrial protein processing; protein-containing complex assembly. Lineage: Eukaryota; Fungi; Ascomycota; Sordariomycetes; Sordariales; Chaetomiaceae. The record is from RefSeq and is a predicted model, not a curated record. The transcript has 2 exons. Gene Ontology annotation, cellular component: m-AAA complex; membrane. The coding region runs from base 147 to 2855 and encodes 902 amino acids. Gene Ontology annotation, molecular function: ATP binding; ATP-dependent peptidase activity; zinc ion binding.